UGUUUCUCAUGCUUUUCAAUAAAAGAAUUUGGUCAAAAUAAAAAAAAAAAUGAGAGAGGGGAAAGGAUGAGAGGAGUCGGAGGACCGUUGCUAUCAAUCGGAGAUCUUCUCGCAGAUCUCGUUGAAGAAACUAUUCUUGAGUCACCGGAAAACGCUCCAAAUCCUGAAAGUGCAUCGAAACUCGACCCUGAUCCCAUCUCUGGACCGUUGGAUCUAACCCGACUCUUUCAGGAGAACUAUGAUAAACUAAACAGUGCGUUUGCUGGUUCUGAUCACUCAUGGACCGCUCUAACAUUGGAGCUUUGCACUUCCCUAGAAACUGCAAACAAGUUGGUCCAUGCCACGACCACAAAUGCAAGAUUGUUGUCAGAGAAGGUAGAAAAACUCGAGAUAAUAGUGAAACGAGGAGAUUCUGCAGUAGCAGCUGCCAGAACAGUUCACGCCAUGGUUCACCAAAAAGGAUUACCCUCGCUGGACAUUUAAGGUUACCAAUUAGUUUUUUCCUAAGGUACAAACUAACCUACUAAGGUGUUGAUUGGUUCAUCCGCUAUCACUCGUAAACGCUGCAUUUGCAGUUGGUAGUGAUUAGUGGCGUUUUAUCACAAUCAUAGAAAUCGCUGUAAACUGCUCUGUAUCGUUUUAUACCGCUGAAAUCCAAAAGCUGCUUCCCGCCAGCGUUUGCGGUUGCGGACGGUAGCGGUUGGAUAAAAAAAAUAAAAAUAAAUAAAUCACGCUAAAAAAAAAAUCACAUUAAAAAUAAUUAUAAAACCCUAACCCUACUAAUCUUCUCUUAUAUAUAUAAACCCUAACCUCUCACUUUUUCUAUCAAGUUCUAGUAUCUAAUCAUGGCUUUCAUAUCAGUUGAAAAAAAUUAAGAUACAAGCAUAUGUGCCAUAAUACUUUAGUUUAAUUUAUUUAUAUUAAUGGUUCUGUUCCCACUUUUAAAUUUAAAGUAAAAAAUUCUAAAUAUGUAUCUUAUUAAUUACAAAAUUAGUUUGUUAUAAUUCUUUUUCUUUUUGUUCUUCAAAAAUUACAUGAUCAAACGAGAUGACAUGUGCGUUACUUCAACGGAUCAUUGUAGAAAAACAAAAUCAAACCAAAUAUCCUAGAUUUUUUAGUGCACUCCAGAAAGAACGUAUUUUGAAGAAUACUAAUGAGCAAUUUGGAGUUGAUUGGAGUUGGGAUCGUGAUCUAAUCGAAAAAAUUUUACAUCAUGCAUAAGACAAAUCCAGAAGAUCUAUGUAUUGGAGCAAAUUUUUUUCCGGUCUAUUACAUUAUUAGACACAACUUUGGGUGAUGUUCCCAAUAAUUGAAAUAAAACAUAUUAUUAUAAAUUUCUUAAUUUUUAAAAUAAUUAUUUAGUAUUUAUUUAUAAUUUAUUAAUUAUUUUAAACUAUUGAUUUUGAUAUUUAUCAUAGUAAUAUAGUUUUUCUGUUUUUUUUAUAUAAUUAUAUAUGAUGUUUAUUUUGGUAAUUUUAUGUUUAACCGCUAAAACAAUCGCUAGUUUGCCAGUCAAAAUUGUCCCGCAAACGGACCCGCUUUAAAAAAUUUAACCAGUCAUGCAAACCGCUGAAUAACGCUUAAAAUCGAAAUCGUCCGCUUCCGCAAACUCCCGCACUCGUAACCGCAACCGCUGCGUUUAAACCAGUCAAACCCUAAGUUCUGUAAGUCCUUCAGAAACGACUCUAUGUCUUUGUUUAAUGGGUAUGUAUCCUGAAUGAUUAAGGAUAUAAAAUAUACAAUCUUCUACAAUUUAAGAGCAAGCAUGUAUUCAAUUUGAUUAUUGAGAGACGGUAGGAUUUGGUUCCAACAAUAUUAUAAGAUCUAUAUAUAUAUAUAGUGUAUUACUAUUUGGAGUAUUUUUGAGUUAUUAAUAUCCAUUAUAGGCACUUUUCAAAUUUGACACUGUUUUGACGUUGUUUAUCUAAGAAAAAACGAAAUCAUAUAUAUUAUAAGUAAAGUAAAAUUUUGAGUUAAAGCUCUCUCAUUCAUUCUUAGGAUGGCUAAUUACCUUUUAUCCCUCUUUAUAUUUUUUAAAAUUAAAU
Molecule: messenger RNA, 2045 nt
Organism: Eutrema salsugineum
Lineage: Eukaryota; Viridiplantae; Streptophyta; Magnoliopsida; Brassicales; Brassicaceae
Exons: 3
Coding region: 67-483 (138 amino acids)
Source: RefSeq, a predicted model, not a curated record